Zootermopsis nevadensis is the source of this 2117-nucleotide messenger RNA. RefSeq names its product vacuolar protein sorting 33B (gene Vps33B). The record is from RefSeq and is a predicted model, not a curated record. Lineage: Eukaryota; Metazoa; Arthropoda; Insecta; Blattodea; Termopsidae. Gene Ontology annotation, biological process: vesicle-mediated transport.
AGAUAUGUAAAGAUGGCACUAUGUAAUAUGAGGGAUGUCAGUAUUAACUGCACGUGUUCCUAUUUGUUGAUCCGUGAGGGAACGAAAGAUGUAGAAUUGAAUGUGUUCGCAUGGGUUAACAUUUAGAUCAUAGGUUGCAAAUAAAACCAAAAAUGCAGAGUAGUUUAGAGUCUCGUUUAGAUGCCUUGCAUCAAAUAUCUCAGAGGAAGUUGGCAGAUAUCUUAACUAGAAUUCCAGGAAGAAAGGAUUUAAUAAUUGAUCCUGUUCUUAUGAAACCCUUGGAAUGUAUAACAGGAGUUUCCUUUUUAAGGUCUCUUGGUGUGGAUAAAAUUUUCAAACUUGAGAAGAGUGGUUUCAGCUGUGUGAACCCACAGUGGGUGUACUUAAUUUAUUCAGAUCUUAUCACAGCAAAACGUGUCUGUGAUCAAAUUAAUGCAAAUAUACAUCAGGAUCAUAAGAACAGCUAUCACAUAAUUUUUGUUCCAAGUGACCAAGUGGCUAUUCAGCAAUUAUUAGAAGAAGAGGGGGUUCAUGGAAUAGUGACAGUCCAUACAUUCCCUUGGGAACUAAUAAGACUAGAUGGUGGUGUGAUGUCACAUGAGCUCCCUGGUCUGUUCAGGAUGUUAUUUGUAGACGGAGACCGAUCUAUGCUUCCAGCUGUUGCACGAUCCUUGUGGUCACUACAAUUUUUGUUUGGAAGGAUACCUUUAAUUCUGUCGCAAGGAAGAUUCUCCUUGCAAAUUCAAAAAAUGGUUGAUAUUUUGUUUGAUGAGUUAGGGUCUCCAGACAAACCAGAUUCAGAAAUAAGCUGUAUGUUAAUAGUAGACCGAGAUGUGGAUUAUGCGUCUGUCUUACUGACUCCUGUUACAUAUUCUGGCCUGCUAGAUGAAGUAUUUGGUAUUAGCAGUGGUACAGUAGAAUUAGACAGCAGAGCGGCUGGAACUCAAGAUGGCACAGCAAAGAAAGUCAGUUACCAACUCAGCAGCAAUGAUGCGAUAUAUAAUGAGAUCAAAAAUAGACAUUUCUCUGAUGUGUUCACAUUCCUUAGUAGUAAAGCCAAAGAAAUACAUUCUGAAUAUGAUCGUAGUCGCAACAUGGCACUACAUGAGAUGAAGCAUUACGUAGCAACCGAGCUACAGAAAUUGACUGCAAUGAAGAGGUCAUUGGCUUAUCACAUUGGUGCAUGUGAGGCAAUCAUAGGUGAAAUGGGACAUCGAUUUGAAUCUCUUCACCAGACAGAACAGAACAUUCUGGAAGGCAGGAAUAAACGAGAUAAUUUCAAUUAUGCAGAGGAAUGUUUUGCCACGUCUGGAAAAUUAUCUUCCUUGCGUCUGCUCUGCCUCUUGGCCCUAACGCAGGAUGGACUUUCAUUGGAUGAGGCUAUGGUACUUAAAACUCAAUUCCUACAUUGCUGUGGUUACGAACAUUUGGUUACAUUUCAUAACUUAGAGAAGUUAGGUCUCCUUACUCGACAGAGUGCAGGAACAAACGCAGGCAGCAUUCCUUAUGGAGCCAAUGACACUGCUGGCAAGUUAGCAGGUCGCGUGGCACAAGUAGUUUCACAGCUUCCGAAACGCGUCAGCGCAUUCCAAGCAUUUGCUCAAAGACUGAAACUAUUUCCUGAAGUGUCCGAGGAGUACGACCUGAAACACCCAAAGGAUCCAGGUUAUGUAUUUGGAGGAUCAUAUGUGCCUGUUGUAUGUCAACUAGUUAACCUUCUUAUCAAAAAAGAAUUAUCACCAGAAGAAGUCUUGAAACUUGGCUCUAGCAUUGGUACAUCCAGUUCAGUCCAAAAAACUGCGGAAUGGGACUCUUCUGCUCCCCAUUCAUUUCUAGUGUACUUUGUGGGUGGAGUUACCUAUGCUGAGAUUGCAGCUUUUCAGUUACUUGAAAAAUUAACAGGUGCACGGAUUCUUGUGGCUGGUACGUCCAUAAUUAAUGGCAAUAGAUUUAUUCAAAGCAUAGUAUAAAAACUGUCAUAUUCGUGUUUCAUGAUGAAUCCUUUAAGUUCUAACCUGAAGGCUAUGUUUUGAAGAGUCCUAAAGAAAAAAACUGCAAGCAGUAAUUUUGUCCUGUUGUAAUACAUAAAAGGUUAAGAAAUACAAAAAAAAACUCAA